UAGAAUAACCUAUUAAUUUACUUGAUUUUAUAUUGAUUGGAUUAUUUUUUUGUUAUCUAAACCUGCAAAAUAAGUUAUUCUUGUUUAUCAAUUUUUCAUAAAUUAUUUGAAUGUUUUCAUAAAUUAUAAUAUUUUAUAUUCUUUGAACACAAAAUUAAUUAUCUAAAUGUUUGAAUGUUUUCAUAAAUUAUAAUAUUUUAUAUUGUUUGAACACAAAAUUAAUUAUAGUAUUUCGUAAAUUAUGUUGUUUGGAAACAUAAAUAACAGUAUAAUAUUGUUUCCAUAAUUACUUUAUAAUAUAAAUAUGUAUUUAAUUUAAAAUUCUAUAGUAAAUAUUAGGUACAAGAAAACGUUUUUGUUUGAAUAAGAGAGAUGCAUUUAUAACAAAAAAACCUAGCCAAUUAUUUGGUAUAACUUAAUUGUUAUUCAAUAUUUAACCAUUAUUUUAACAUGAGUUUUGUUUUCAUUAUUAUUCAAUCCAUGAACCAGUUGUCAUUGAAGAUUGUUUGUGAACUCAAGAAACAAAAUACAUUAAUCUUUGUAAUCUAUCAUGUGUUAGAGAGCCGAGACAACAUCUUGGACGUUUGAUGGACUGAUUCAUGUUUUGGUUUUAGUUUUACUAUUAAUUUGUAUGCAAAAACUAUGAAGUGUUUUUUUGAAACACUACAAGAAAUGUUCUUACUAUUUAUUUGUGACGGUUAGAGACUAUAUUUCAGUGGUAAUCAGAGACGCAAUUAGCACGUUGUGAUAGUCACAAAAUAUGACAAAUUUGUUAUGUUAAUUGUAGUUGGUAAUUGUAUCAUUUUUAUUACUUUUAUAUAUGGUUGAUAUUUGUGACAGAAUAGUUACUAUAUGUAAUGGUCGUAACAUUGCAACAAUUUUUGUUACGAACAAAAUUUGCAACGAUUUAAGUUACAAAAAUAAAAAAAUAAAUUGCGACGACUGUAUUGUAACCACUAUGAAAUUAUCACAAAUAUGUCACAGUGUUUUUAUUGUAACGAAUUGUGUUUUAUUGUGAUAAAUAAUUUGGUCACAAUAUAACUAUUUUUUGUAGUGAAAUGAGAAGAUUAUCUGCAAAACUAUACAUGCUUUCUAAUCAUGUGGGGAUUAUAUAUCAUAUAGUUAUUGUUUCCUUCUUUUACCAUGCGAGUAUUUUCAUCAUCAGCGUACAACAAUAUCCAACAACAUUUUCACAGGUCUCUUAUAGGAUCUCCAACUACCAGUUUGCCCUUGCAAUUAAAAGUGUACCAAACUUUUUGCAGUAUAGCUUUAGUAUUAAAUACAUUCAAUUAUAUCAGCGACAUUUUUGAGACGGGUUUACCGGAGGUGACAACACGUAGUUAAUAUAUAUGACAUUAAGACAAUAUUUUAUUUUCUGAUCUUUAACAUUAAUCACCAUUAAAAAUGAUAUAAGAUUCAUCUUCACAACCACAAACGGAAGACCUGCCGUCCUCUACCAUCUCAAUACGAUUUUUGGAAAUUAUUAUGUUUUAGUUUUAUCUCACAUAUUGAUAAAUUAUGUGUAAUCGCCAGUUAUCUUUACUUUAUAAUGUAUAUUUACUGUAGUGUGUUCAUUAAAAUAUAUAAGCAGUAGGAAUAAAUUGAGACAAAUGAUAGUAAUUGUAUGUUAGAAAUAUAAAAUAUCAAAAUUGUGAAAUAAAUAUUGCAAGAAAAUCACAACUAAAAAAGAGAAAAAUCACAACUUGAAACAGGAGUACAACUAAAAAAUGUUGAUAAAUGUAAAGUAUAUAUAUAUUAUAUAUAUUUUACCAAAAAACUAUAUACACCUUCCGUUUCAUUUCAAGUGUAGUUUUGGAUUUGUGCACACAAAUUAAAUAAAUAAUUAAUUUUAUAUAUUUUUUAUAUAAAAACAUAAUUAUCUAUACACCUAACCAUAUCUCAAUCAAUAGAAAAAUAAAUUGUUGAAUAAAAUUAAUAUUUUUUUAUUAAAAAUCGAAAACGACACUUAUUUUAUAACGAUAAUUUUUUUCUGCAACGACAAUUAAUAUGAAAUAUAAAGAGUAUUAUAUAUAUAUAUGUGUGUGUGUGUUUCUCAAACCAAUCACUUUUUCUGGAUAUAGUAAAAUAUGUCCAGCUAUUCAUCCUAAUUAGUUAAUUGUUUUCAUAACUAUGAACAACGUGUUGUAAUUAACUGACAGUGUACACAAUGUUUUUUUUAAAGAUAAAAUAUAUAGAAAUAGCGAACAAGUUUGUUUAUGGUCAUUUUUUUUUGGUAAAAUUUAUGGUCAAUUUUAAUGUUACGUAUGUAAUAUUUGCAUUAUAAAAGUAAGUUGAACUUUUGAAACUUACGUUUUACAAUUUUAAUAUUCUGUUAAUGUCUUCACGUGUUCAUGCAAACGAUGAUUUUUAAUCUGGCCAAACAGAGUAGAUUAGACAGAUAAUCUGUGAAAAGCAUGUUUCAAAAAAAAUGUGUGAAAAUCCCCGACUAAUAAAAUAUCAAUAGUCUGUCAAUUAACAAAUUUUGAACAUGUGAUACUUUCAUGUAAUGUGCUAUCUUAUUAUACAAAAUGGACAAUUUAUCAAAUAAAUGUCCUGAAAAGCAAAUCUUAUCUCCCAAACCAUGAUUAAUAUCCUUAAUUUAGUAAAUUAAAAUUCCAUAUAAAUUAAAAUAAUUAGACAAAUCAUGACUCCCUUGACAUCAUUGUUGUUUCUAAAAAUAUGUCCGCAUACUUAUAAAUACAUAUUAACAAAUUUGUGUAGACGAGAAAACGUGCAUAAUAAGGAGUGCAUAGUAACGCUGACUAUUAUUACUAUAUUAAUUAGUGAAAAACAAAAGCUAUCCAACAGUGGAAGAUAUAGACUCAAUUAACGGUGCCAUAAAUUAAAGGUUUGAAAAGAAAAAACCAUGUUGCACAACUAGAAGAAGAAACCAAAAGUCCAAAGCCACCAUCGUAUGGUCCAUGUGGUCAGUAUCCAUGGGGUUAAUAUAAAGGAUCUUUACAUUUCCCCAUUAUUUCGGUGAACCCCUAGUCUUGGUUUGCAAACCAAGAUCUUACAGUAUAAUGGAUCUUUACAAUUCCCCAUUAUUUCGGUUAAUUCUCGUCGCAACUUUCAUCUUCCACGACUUGUGUUCUUCAGAUGAAGCUGGUUAUUAUAGUUUUCUGAAAGAUGCUACAUCGGGACCAACGUUAUCUCACUUUGACUACAUAAUCAUCGGAGGAGGAACCGCCGGAUCUGCACUAGCCGCAACGCUCUCUCAAAACGCCACCGUUUUAGUUCUCGAACGCGGCGGGUCCCCUUACGACAACCCGGCAGCCACGGACAUCGGAAACUUCGCAAACACACUCAUAAACAUAACCGACCCAAACUCAUGGUCGCAGCUUUUCAUCUCCGAAGACGGCGUUUUCAACACACGCGCACGUGUGCUAGGAGGAGGAACGGUGCUAAACGCUGGAUUCUAUUCACGUGCGGAAGAUGAGUUCGUGGCGGAAACUGGUUGGGUAAGAGAAGAGGUCGAAGCUGCUUACGAGUGGGUCGAGAAGAAGUUGGUGUUCGAGCCACAUAUUAAGGGAUGGCAAACGGCGUUUAUAGAUGGUCUUUUGGAGGCUGGAGUGGUUCCGUAUAAUGGUUUCACCUACGAACAUGUUCAUGGGACCAAAGUUGGUGGUACGAUAUUUGAUCCGGAUGGUCAUAGACACACGGCGGCUGAUUUGUUGGAAUAUGCUAAUCCGAAUACGAUUGCUGUCUACUUGCACGCUUCUGUCCAUAAAAUCCUCUUCACCACUAAAGGGAACUCAAGGCCCAAGGCAUAUGGGGUGAUAUUUCAAGAUGCAAAUGGAGUGUUCCACACAGCUGAACUUACGGUACAAGACGCAAGGAGUGAGGUGAUCUUAUCAGCGGGCGCCAUCGCAAGUCCUCAACUAUUGAUGCUGAGUGGUGUAGGCCCUGCAGCCCAUCUUGCAGCCCAUGGGGUGAAUCCUAUCAUCUUAGACCACCCAAUGGUUGGACAAGGGAUGGGUGAUAACCCAAUGCACCCGGUCUUCAUCCCUUCUCCUAAACCCGUAGAGGUAUCCCUUGUCCAAGUAGUUGGGAUACCUAACUUUUCUAGUUACAUUGAAGGUGGAAGUGGCUUAAGUCUCUCCAUUAGUUUGACUCGUACCUUCUUCAAUGGCGUUUUAGAUCUUCUUAAUAAGCUAAAGUUCCCUAGCCAAUCCAUCUCAAACCUUUUGAAAUCGUUGGAUCUUGGAUUAAACGUGACGACACAAGCGGGUGUGAUUAUUCAGAAAGUGUCUGGACCUCUCUCUCGAGGUCACUUGGAGCUGCGGAACACAAAUCCAGAUGAUAACCCUUCGGUGACAUUCAACUACUACCAAGACCCAGAGGAUUUGAAUAACUGUGUUAAAGGACUUAGUGCUAUCAUAAAUGUGAUAGAUUCGAAGGGAUAUUCCAGUUACAAGUACCCUGGAGUAAACGGGCGUGGACUAUUAAAUCUCAUUCUUGCUCUUCCUAUCAAUCUGAGGCCAAGGCACAUAACUUCUACGUCUGAUUUGAAGCAGUAUUGUAUGGAUACGACGAUGACUAUUUAUCAUUACCAUGGAGGUUGUCAAGUUGGAAAUGUGGUCGAUAAUGAUUACAAAGUAUUAGGGGUUGAUGCUUUGAGGGUCAUCGAUGCAUCCACGUUUCUCAAGUCUCCAGGGACUAAUCCUCAAGCCACAAUCAUGAUGCUCGGAAGGUAA
Molecule: messenger RNA, 4697 nt
Organism: Brassica rapa (field mustard)
Lineage: Eukaryota; Viridiplantae; Streptophyta; Magnoliopsida; Brassicales; Brassicaceae
Product: protein HOTHEAD
Molecular function (GO): flavin adenine dinucleotide binding; oxidoreductase activity, acting on CH-OH group of donors
Source: RefSeq, a predicted model, not a curated record